GGGAGUUCACAGCAGAGAGUAGCCUCUAGAGGCCGCUCUUACCCAGAGAGGAAACAGGGCCCAGUGACUGUGCAGGAUGGGGACAGAUGUCCUGCUGUGUGGUUGCUGGAGAGUAGCUCCUGGAGCAUCAGCCCAGCCCUGGUCCAGGCCCCUCCUCCUCUCUGUGAGCACAUCCACUUCGAGUAGGUGAGUUGGCUUUAAAUAGAAAUAAAAAUUGUAGGUUAUAUGUUUGUCUCUAGAGUGAAAGACGGAGGAGAGCAGUGUGGGAGAGGAAUCGGAAAACGCUCGAACGGCGGUGAAUGCGUCGGUGACCUGACCAGUGAAGAAUUCAGACACAUGAUGAACGACCUUAAAAUCCAGAAGGACACAGAGGGGAAAGUGUUUGAAAUACCCUUCUUUGCUGAUUUCAUUGUACCUGUGGACAGGAGACAGACAGCCAGGGGUCCGUGUGCUUCUGGCUGGGCUUUUAGGGAAGCCGGUGCCCUCAAAGUACACAAGUUCCGGAAAACAGGCCAAAUUGUGUCGCUGAGUGAGCGGAACCCGCUGGACUAUUCUAGGUCUCAAGGCAGUGAGGGCUGCCCUGUUGGCCUGGUGAAUUAUGCCUUCCAGUAUAUUCUGAACAACGGAGGCCUAGACUCAGAGGAAUCCUAUCCAUAUCGUCCAGGGGUCAGUGGAGCUCUUCACGUGUCAUCCGUCCAGCUCUGCUCCUAGUCACAUGCUUUUCAAGAACACAGAUACCAUAUUUAAUAUUUGCAUUUUUUUUUAUCUUUUCAAAAAGAUUUUAUUUAUUUAUUUGACAGACAGAGAUGACAAGUAGGCAGAGAGGCAGGCAGAGGGGAGCGGGGGAAGCAGGCUCCCCACCAAGGAGGGAGCCCCAUGAGGGGCUCAAUCCCAGGAUGCUGAGAUCAUGACCUGGGCCGAGGGAAGAGGCUUAACCCACUGAGCCACCCAGGCACCCACAAUACUCACAUUUUAAAUGGUGAACCCUAGAGCUGCAAACUGUCAGGACUGUCAUUAAACCAGACAAGCCAGGCACAGUGCCUGCCUCAGUGGGGACCACAUGACUAUUUUUAUUUCUAUGUUACAGGGAGACAUACAUACCAUUCUCUACAGGGUACAGAUUUCUCUGGAAUGAACCAGUUCUUAAGGACACUAGAUCCUGAAUAAUUCAUUGAACACAUACAAGGUAGUUUUUCAAUUUCAAAACAACCAAUAGCGUUUCAGCUCCUGGGAUGCUUUA
Molecule: messenger RNA, 1240 nt
Organism: Mustela lutreola (European mink)
Lineage: Eukaryota; Metazoa; Chordata; Mammalia; Carnivora; Mustelidae
Product: procathepsin L-like
Exons: 3
Coding region: 226-711 (161 amino acids)
Biological process (GO): immune response
Cellular component (GO): lysosome
Molecular function (GO): cysteine-type endopeptidase activity
Source: RefSeq, a predicted model, not a curated record